Leptopilina heterotoma is the source of this 681-nucleotide messenger RNA. Its product is annotated as piggyBac transposable element-derived protein 3-like. Lineage: Eukaryota; Metazoa; Arthropoda; Insecta; Hymenoptera; Figitidae. The record is from RefSeq and is a predicted model, not a curated record. The transcript is spliced from 2 exons. The coding region runs from base 1 to 681 and encodes 226 amino acids.
AUGUGGGGAAUCUGCAGUCCAGAAGGAUUUUUGUUCGACUGCGAUAUUUAUUGUGGUAAAGAUUCUUCUGUUCAAUGCGAAAAAUUAUCAAUUUUAAAUAAAUGCGCCUUGGGAAGUCCUGUCGUUUUACAAAUGGUUUUUAAGUUGCUUUCUUCCACUAUUCCGAUGAAAUUACAAAAGUAUCAUUUAUAUUUUGAUAAUUUCUUUACUAAUCCGGACCUGUUAGUCCACUUGAAAAAGCUUGGUCUACAAGCAACGGGAACAGUAAGAAAUAAUCGGGUAAAUGUACAAAAUUCGCUGAAUAAAAACGCUGCAAGAGGCACUUAUGUUGUACAACACGAAAGGAAUAGUGGAAUGAAUUACAUAACAGUUAUGGAUUCCAAACAAGUAUCCAUACUGUCUACGAUGUCUGGUGUUACACCAAUAGGAAAAGUAAAACGCUAUUCUCCAAAUGAAAAGGAAAGAAUUGAAAUCGACUUCCCCAGAAGCUUUUUGUAUUAUAAAAAAUUUAUGGGAGGAGUCGAUUCACACGAUGCAUUUUGCAGUAAAUUGUUGCCUCCUAUAAGAGCAAAAAAAUGGACAUGGUCCAUUCUUAUGCGAAUUGUGCAAUCGUCACUGAGUAACGCAACUGUGCUUCGAAACCUCGCUUCAUAUGAUAAAAAAACAAAGGUUUAUCUUUAA